Pelecanus crispus (Dalmatian pelican) is the source of this 2315-nucleotide messenger RNA. NCBI's taxonomy places the organism in Eukaryota, Metazoa, Chordata, Aves, Pelecaniformes, Pelecanidae. The record is from RefSeq and is a predicted model, not a curated record.
AAUACUUGAGGAGCGAGACCGCCUUUCUGGAAGAGUUGGUGUUUGGAAGUGGAGAUACCAUUGAACUUUCCUGUAACACCCAAGGCUCUUCUGUGUCUGUUUUCUGGUUUAAAGAUGGUAUCGGGAUUGCACCUACCAACAGAACUCAUAUUGGACAAAAACUGUUGAAGAUAAUCAAUGUGUCAUAUGAUGACUCGGGGCUGUACAGUUGCAAGCCAAGGCAUUCCAACGAGGUCCUGGGAAACUUUACAGUCAGAGUUACAGAUUCCCCUUCAUCGGGUGAUGAUGAAGAUGAUGACGAUGAGUCAGAAGAUACAGGUGUCCCCUUCUGGACCCGGCCAGAUAAGAUGGAGAAGAAGCUGCUGGCAGUUCCCGCCGCCAACACUGUUCGCUUCCGAUGUCCGGCAGGUGGAAACCCAACUCCUUCCAUCUACUGGCUGAAAAAUGGCAAGGAGUUCAAGGGAGAGCAUAGGAUUGGGGGCAUCAAGUUGCGACACCAGCAGUGGAGCUUGGUGAUGGAGAGUGUUGUGCCAUCAGACCGAGGAAAUUACACCUGUGUUGUGGAGAACAAAUAUGGCAAUAUUAGGCACACAUACCAGCUUGAUGUAUUAGAAAGGUCACCCCACCGACCAAUCCUACAAGCAGGGCUCCCUGCCAACCAGACUGUGGUGGUAGGGAGCAAUGUGGAGUUUCACUGCAAGGUCUACAGCGAUGCCCAGCCUCACAUCCAGUGGCUGAAACACGUGGAAGUCAACGGCAGCAAAUACGGACCCGAUGGGACGCCCUAUGUCACAGUGCUGAAGUCUUGGAUCAGUAAAAACGCUGAAGCCGAUGCUAACCUAAAUCUGUUCAAUGUGACAGAACAAGAUGAAGGAGAAUAUCUGUGUAGAGCCAACAAUUUCGUAGGCAUAGCCGAAAAACCAUUUUGGCUCCACAUUCGCAAACCAAAACCAGCAGAGGAGCUCAUGGAAAUGGAUGAUUCGGGCUCAGUGUACACUGGCAUACUCAGUUACGGCACUGGCUUUGUUCUCUUCAUCCUCGUGCUGGUCAUUGUGAUUAUCUGCAGGAUGAAAAUGCCAAACAAAAAAGCCAUGAACACCCCCACUGUACAGAAAGUCUCCAAAUUUCCGCUCAAAAGACAGGUGUCGUUGGAGUCCAACUCUUCCAUGAAUUCCAACACACCCUUGGUCCGGAUCACGCGCCUCUCCUCCAGCGAUGGGCCGAUGCUGGCCAACGUCUCUGAGCUGGAACUGCCUCCUGAUCCCAAGUGGGAAUUGGCACGCUCUCGCCUGACCUUGGGGAAGCCGCUCGGCGAGGGGUGUUUUGGCCAAGUGGUGAUGGCAGAAGCAAUUGGGAUUGAUAAGGACAAGCCAAACAAGGCCAUCACGGUUGCUGUCAAGAUGUUAAAAGAUGACGCCACAGACAAGGACCUUUCCGACCUGGUCUCUGAGAUGGAAAUGAUGAAAAUGAUUGGGAAGCACAAAAACAUUAUUAACCUCCUCGGUGCCUGCACGCAGGAUGGACCGCUCUACGUGUUGGUGGAAUAUGCAUCGAAGGGGAACUUGCGGGAAUACCUCAGGGCACGUCGCCCACCUGGCAUGGACUAUUCCUUCGACACCUGCAAGCUGCCAGAGGAGCAGUUGACAUUUAAAGACCUGGUUUCCUGCGCCUACCAGGUGGCCCGUGGCAUGGAGUACUUGGCAUCUCAGAAAUGCAUUCAUCGCGACUUGGCAGCCAGGAACGUGUUAGUCACUGAAGACAAUGUGAUGAAAAUAGCUGAUUUUGGCCUCGCUAGAGACGUUCACAACAUCGACUAUUACAAGAAAACCACCAAUGGUCGGCUGCCUGUGAAAUGGAUGGCUCCAGAAGCCUUGUUUGACCGGGUCUAUACUCACCAGAGCGAUGUCUGGUCUUUUGGAGUGCUACUAUGGGAGAUCUUCACUUUGGGAGGGUCUCCGUACCCGGGAAUUCCUGUUGAGGAACUCUUCAAACUCUUAAAGGAAGGCCAUCGGAUGGACAAACCUGCAAACUGCACCCAUGAUUUGUACAUGAUCAUGCGGGAGUGCUGGCACGCUGUCCCCUCGCAGCGGCCCACCUUCAAGCAGCUGGUGGAAGACCUGGACAGGGUCCUCACCGUGACGUCCACCGAUGAGUACCUGGACCUCUCAGUGCCCUUCGAGCAGUACUCGCCAGCCGGCCAGGACACCCAUAGCACCUGCUCCUCGGGGGACGACUCGGUCUUUGCACAUGACCUGCUGCCCGAUGAGCCCUGCCUGCCCAAGCACCCCCCCUGCAACGGCGUCAUCCGGACGUGA